Messenger RNA from Setaria italica (foxtail millet), 1416 nucleotides. Its product is annotated as mitochondrial uncoupling protein 1. Gene Ontology annotation, cellular component: mitochondrial membrane. The record is from RefSeq and is a predicted model, not a curated record. Gene Ontology annotation, biological process: mitochondrial transport; mitochondrial transmembrane transport. Lineage: Eukaryota; Viridiplantae; Streptophyta; Magnoliopsida; Poales; Poaceae. Gene Ontology annotation, molecular function: oxidative phosphorylation uncoupler activity. The transcript has 9 exons. The coding region runs from base 159 to 1064 and encodes 301 amino acids.
UGUGUGCGCCGCGGUCCACGAAGCCAACCAACCCUGGUCUAAAAAAAAAGAAGCCAACCAACCCCCGCCGCACUGCAGUGCACUGAUUGCGUACUGGAUUCUUCUCGGCCCUGACCAAACCUCACCAUCGGAGCGGCCGCCGCCGGCGAGAGUGGGGGAUGGCGACGGCCUCCGCCUUCGCCGCUGUCUUCUUUAGCAGCGCCUUCGCCGCCUGCUUCGCUGAGGUGUGCACCAUUCCUUUGGACACAGCCAAAGUGCGCCUUCAGCUGCAAAGGAAGGCACCCCAGUCACUGCCACCUGCUGCUGCAGCCACAGGGGCAGGAUGGGCUGCCAGUGCUGGAGGAACGCUGGCCACAAUCCUGUCUAUCGCCAGGGACGAAGGGGUGGCUGCACUCUGGAAGGGAAUCAUCCCUGGCCUUCACCGACAGUUCCUCUAUGGUGGCCUCCGCGUCGGCUUGUAUGAGCCUGUCAAAGCUUUCUUCGUCGGGGGUACUGCUGUGGGUGAUGUCAGUUUAAUAAGCAAGAUUCUUGCUGCUCUCACCACUGGUGUCAUAGCAAUUGUUGUGGCAAAUCCAACUGAUCUUGUCAAAGUUAGAUUGCAAGCUGAUGGAAAGGCUAACACUGUAAAGAGGAACUAUUCUGGAGCCCUUAAUGCAUAUGCUACUAUAAUCCGACAGGAAGGUAUUGGAGCUUUGUGGACUGGCCUUGGUCCAAAUGUUGCACGCAAUGCCAUAAUUAAUGCUGCUGAGUUGGCCAGCUACGACGAAUUCAAACAGAUGUUUCUAAAACUUCCUGGGUUUACUGAUAACGUUUUUACCCAUCUUUUAGCUGGACUUGGUGCUGGGUUUUUUGCUGUUUGCAUUGGCUCUCCAGUGGAUGUGGUGAAAUCAAGAAUGAUGGGUGAUUCAACGUACAGAAGUACACUUGAUUGUUUUGCGAAGACACUAAAGAAUGAUGGACCUGGUGCUUUCUACAAGGGGUUCAUCGCAAACUUUUGUCGGAUUGGGUCGUGGAAUGUGAUAAUGUUCCUAACUCUAGAGCAGGUUAGAAGAUUGUUUCUGUAAUGUUGACGCCAGCAAUAGGGGUUAUGCGGGACAAGUGGAUGAUGACAUACAUGGCCAGCAUUAUAUAUAUACAUGGUUUAAUGAUGAUUUAAGGAAAAAGCUACAGGGUCCCAUGUUGUCAACCAACGGAGAGGCAGCCAUGCCAUACUACACCCACAUCUGUCUGUCAUUUAGAUUACAUAGGACAAUACGCUCUCAUUCUCAUGCUGUAUUUUGAUUAUUGCAAGUUGUAAUCUCGUAUCACAGAUCGAUUAUGAACCACUCAGUGUCGAUAUAUUGUAGAGAGCAACAGACAAGUACGUGUCACUAAGUUUACGCAUUCAGAUGUAUGUGAAAAACCAUAAGGAUUGCA